Molecule: messenger RNA, 757 nt
Organism: Pocillopora verrucosa
Lineage: Eukaryota; Metazoa; Cnidaria; Anthozoa; Scleractinia; Pocilloporidae
Product: homeobox protein DBX2-like
Biological process (GO): central nervous system development; regulation of transcription by RNA polymerase II; neuron differentiation
Cellular component (GO): nucleus
Molecular function (GO): RNA polymerase II cis-regulatory region sequence-specific DNA binding; DNA-binding transcription factor activity, RNA polymerase II-specific
Source: RefSeq, a predicted model, not a curated record
GAUAAUCAAGCAAGUAUUAAUUUUCUCGGACAUUGAGGUUGAAAGUAUUCGUCCAUGUUCAAGAAGCAGCCACUCAGUAUGUAUCAGUCUUCGUAUCGUUCGUUUUGCUCUUGUCCACACCCAAGCUGCCUAGAGGAGCGGGACAGUGGCCAUGGGUGCCAAGUACCUCUUUCGUGCCAAAACUCAAGCGAAUCUCACCUGCGAUUACAAGCCAGUUCACUACAGCUACAGAUGGAACGGGACUCAGGCGUUUACUCCAAAGCAGAUCCCUCGGCCUUCAUUCCAUCUGCAUUCGGCAUUAUUUCGAGACCCUCUCGAUUUUAUGUUCCCUCGGCUCACUGUAAUCUCUCCAGCCAACAGAUAAUUUUUCCAUUCAGUCAAACAUCUCACAGCAGACAGCAUGGUAACCUGGUUAUUGGACUAAGAGACAAACCGGAGAUAAAGAAGCGUCGUAAACGAACCAUUUUCACUUCAGAUCAGUUAAACCGGCUAGAAUCAGCUUUUGAUCGUCAGCAGUAUCUUGUCGGUACAGAGAGAGAGCGUCUUGCCAGGGAGUUAAAUCUCUCCCAGACUCAGGUCAAGAUUUGGUUCCAGAACAGAAGAAUUAAAUGGAGGAAGGAACAUUUGUAUGCUGGACAUGAAGAUGGUCAAGGGGAAAAUAACAUUAUGAGCCAAAGACUCUAGUUCCUUUUUGAUCAGUUUCGUUUCACAACCAGCAACUUGUUCAAGAUUAGAAUGGUUGCCAGUGAAUCGUGAU